GUAAAAGUUUAUAUCUUAUCUUAAGAGAUCACAAAGUUAAUUGGCAUAUAGAGAUUACGAUCUUUAUGUUUUCACAGCCACAAGUCAGCGCAUUCAUAGUCUAUCAAUGGUUCAGCUUCAAUCUGUAGCUUUGCUGUUGGCAGCUUUGUGUUGGCGAGCCAGUGGCGACUGUGGCUGUAAUAAGCUUGACAGAGAAGCCUCUGCCAAAAGCACGGAAGAACCAAUGCAACAGGUAUGCCAGCAAAGGCCGAAACAAAAUAACAAACAAUAUCGAGAUUAUUAUGGAGAGUUGGAGCUGGAGCCUGAAAUAGAAGGGAUGUCACUCAUACCUGGCGGCAGUCAGCAUAUAGGCACCGAUGAGCCGCUUUUCAAGGCAGAUCGCGAAGCCCCUGAGCGUCUUGUCAAGCUGCAAGACUUCUACUUGGACAAGCUGGAGGUAUCCAAUGCACAGUUUGCAAAGUUUGUUGAAGCGACAAACUACACAACAGAGGCGGAAAAGUUUGGCGAUAGUUUUCUUUUCAAGACUCUGCUAACUGAUGCAGAACAAAAGGAUCUGGAGGAUUACCGUGUGGCAAGUGCCCUUUGGUGGUUCAAAGUAAAAGGGGUGAGCUGGCGCAAGCCGCAUGGCAUUAAUAGUAAUCUGAAGGGAUUGGAACAACAUCCUGUAGUGCACGUGUCGUGGCGAGAUGCUGUUGCCUACUGCACCUGGCAGGGGAAACGCUUGCCCAGCGAAGCCGAGUGGGAAGUCGCCUGUCGUGGUGGCAAGCAGCGCAAGCUUUUUCCUUGGGGUAACAAACUGAUGCCUAAGGACAAGCACUGGCUGAAUAUUUGGCAGGGCGAGUUUCCAGAUGGUAACACGGCUGACGAUGGCUACCAAUUCACCUGCCCAGUGACAAAAUUUCGUCAAAACAAUUACGAUCUCUAUAACAUGGUUGGAAAUGUUUGGGAAUGGACCGCAGACUUGUGGCAAGCUGACGACACUAGCGAAACACCGAAUCGAGUAAAAAAGGGCGGCUCCUAUAUGUGCCAUAAAUCUUAUUGCUAUCGAUAUCGCUGUGCAGCGCGCUCCCAAAACACCGAGGACAGUUCAGCCGGUAAUUUGGGAUUUCGAUGUGCAAAGAAUGGUUAAUCCGCAAAUCAUUUAUGAAUAAGUUU
This is a messenger RNA of Drosophila busckii, 1155 nucleotides long. Its product is annotated as formylglycine-generating enzyme. The record is from RefSeq and is a predicted model, not a curated record. The transcript has 3 exons. Gene Ontology annotation, cellular component: endoplasmic reticulum. Lineage: Eukaryota; Metazoa; Arthropoda; Insecta; Diptera; Drosophilidae. Bases 107 to 1129 code for a protein of 340 amino acids.